AUGGCACACCCAGCAGUUAUGGAGCAGUUCUCCAACACGAACUUCGUCUUGAAACGUGGAGUUAUGACGGACAUCAUGACUGCGCCAUACGAGUCGAAAAGCAACUUCCCCAAGGAGUGGCGUCUUAAAGUGUGUAGACAUCGCAACACCAUAUACUUAUGCAAUGACGCGGAGUUUCCACAAUGGAAAAGCUUCUCCAGUGCAAGCCCCCGUGAACAACAGACGACACACUGGGGUUUUAGAUUUGAAUCCUACUGCACAGCCCCCGUCAAUCCAGAAGCUGAAGUGAACAGCAAGCCGAAUGAUACUGCAGGAUUUGACACAGUGGUCUACACGCAACUGGCUGAUCAUUCGUUCAUAUUGGCUGCGGAGGUGGAUGGUGAGCUUGACCGACCCGGCCUAUCACCGCCCUCCAACUAUGUGGAGAUGAAAACCCACAGGAACCUUCGUACUGCUUACCACACGGAAAUGUUCCACCGCCACAAGCUCUUCCGUACGUGGGCUCAGUGCCAUUGCAUUGGUGUACCAGACAUUCUGGACUUCUUCGACUGGCUUUGGGGAAGCAUCGAGGAGGCUGACCCUCUGCAGGUGUAG
Sycon ciliatum is the source of this 594-nucleotide messenger RNA. RefSeq names its product decapping and exoribonuclease protein-like. Lineage: Eukaryota; Metazoa; Porifera; Calcarea; Leucosolenida; Sycettidae. The coding region runs from base 1 to 594 and encodes 197 amino acids. Gene Ontology annotation, biological process: nuclear-transcribed mRNA catabolic process; NAD-cap decapping. The transcript has 2 exons. Gene Ontology annotation, cellular component: cytosol; nucleus. The record is from RefSeq and is a predicted model, not a curated record. Gene Ontology annotation, molecular function: mRNA 5'-diphosphatase activity.